CAUAUACAUGAUAUUAUGUAUCACAAAAUGUAUACAUUACGUAUUACAUGUUGCAAUUUUUAAAAAGACUAAUGACACGAAAGUGAGUAAAUAAUAGCAAAAUGCUCUGAUGUUAUGUUAAUGUGAAAUACAGGAUAUUGAGGAUCUGGCAUCCCUGCCGGCAGUUGCAGUGACCCUCCUCUCCACCGGAUGUCGCUGAUGUCCCAGUGAACAGACCCCUCCCAAUGCCCAAACUCUUCGGUUCUUUUUAAACCUGCCCAAAAGGGUGUGUUUUAAUGCUAUAUAUUUACUCAGCGUCUCACACUUCUCCUACACUGACAGAGGAUUAAAUCAGACUGAAGGAUCGGACGCACCGGUAAAACCCAUCGAUCGCAUCCUUAAAGGGACAGUCACGCGCUCAGUGGAAGACCGAUCAGCGCGCGGCGUCAUUCGGAGUUCAUGCGACUUUUGCGUUGUUCGCAUCGGACAGGACAGAUGAGAUCGGACAUAGAGAUGAUCUAGCGCAAAAAUGCCUGAUCGGACCCGUUGGACGACAUCGAUCCGGCAUUGAGUCGUCAUCUUUACAGUUGUCAUUGAAUGUCCUUUUCCCGCCGCGUUUCUGAGGAGACGAAGACGAUGCUGUUGACGUUUGAGGCAGAACGUAAACCUCGCGCGCUUUUACCUUUCAGACACAGUGCAGUCAGUGUUUUAAAGGGACUGUUUUAACAUCGAUGACGUUUAAUUGUCUUCUUCCUCGCCCUUUAGACAGGGUUGGGUCACAUUGAGGUCUCGUGGAAGUUGCUGGCAGGGUUUUAUAUGCAAGGCUGCACACAUACCUGCUGGUAUUUCCGGGUUUUUCGCUCAGGUGUGCAGCUCAGGUGAAGUCGACAGGAAGUUGGAAACUCGAUCUAAAGUCAUAAAAUGAUGCGGGAGUUAUCCAGUAAGUUACAUAACGUUACAGUUUUUACCUCAGAAGCAGCUCGCGCAUCGGACGACCUGGUCAGAUAAUAUCGUGUCAGUACAUCAGAUCUCUAUCAUGGAUCGUCUCAAGCGCACAACUUUUAUCCUCUUCCUCAUGCUGGUGGCCAGUUUGUUGCCCCUCGGGGGUCACGCCAGCUCACCGGAGGUGGGAACCGGUAACGGAAAAGUGCGUGAUCAUCAAGGUAACGGGGACACGACUCACAAAGCCAACUACACGAAAAAGGCCUUUCCGGUUCUGUCAUUCGAUUAUAAAAACGUUCGUACCCCCUUUGAGAUCUCUUUAUGGGUGCUGCUGGCCUCCCUCAUGAAGUUAGGGUUUCAUCUGAUUCCACGAGUCUCCAAUAUCGUACCCGAGAGCUGUCUGCUCAUCGUGGUGGGUCUGCUGAUCGGUGGUCUUAUAAAGUUGGUGGGCGAGGAUCCUCCAGUGCUAAGCUCCAAGGUCUUCUUUUUCUACCUGUUGCCUCCCAUAAUCCUCGACGCGGGCUAUUUUCUGCCUAUGCGGCCAUUCACGGAGAACCUGGGCACCAUCCUCAUGUUUGCGGUGGUGGGAACUUUGUGGAAUGCGUUCUUCAUCGGCGGUGCUCUGUAUGGCGUGUGUCAGCUGGAGGGCGAUUACCUGGGGAAGGUAGAGCUUCUGUCGUGUUUGCUGUUUGGUUCCGUCGUCUCGGCUGUAGACCCCGUGGCCGUCCUGGCCGUGUUCGAGGAGAUUCACAUUAAUGAACUGCUCCACAUCCUGGUGUUCGGAGAGUCUCUCCUGAAUGACGCCGUCACUGUGGUUCUUUAUCAUCUCUUUGAGGAGUUUUCUAGCGUGGGCACCAUCACCGUCACAGAUGUGUUUCUGGGUAUCGUGUGUUUCCUGGUGGUGUCAUUGGGCGGCAUCAUGGUGGGUGCCAUGUAUGGCAUCCUGGCAGCGUUCACGUCACGCUUCACCUCUCACACCCGUGUCAUCGAGCCGCUGUUCGUCUUCGUCUACAGCUACCUGGCGUAUCUCUCCGCAGAGGUGUUCCACCUGUCGGGCAUUAUGGCUCUGAUCGCAUGCGGUGCUGUGAUGCGUCCCUACGUGGAGGCCAACAUAUCCCACAAAUCCCACACCACCAUCAAGUACUUCCUGAAGAUGUGGAGCAGCGUCAGCGACACGCUCAUCUUUAUCUUCCUGGGCGUGUCCACGGUGGCCGGGAAGCACAACUGGAACUGGACCUUUGUGAUUGCUACGGUCGUUCUCUGCCUGGUGGCCCGUGUUCUGGGUGUCAUUGGCUUGACGUUGGUGAUCAAUAAGUUUCGUAUUGUGAAACUGACCACUAAAGACCAGUUUAUCAUUGCUUACGGCGGCCUGAGGGGGGCGAUCGCGUUCUCUCUGAUUUACCUCCUGGACGAAAAUCAUUUCGCCAGGAAAGACAUGUUCCUCACGGCCAUCAUCACCGUCAUCUUCUUUACGGUGUUUGUGCAGGGUAUGACCAUUCGACCUCUGGUUGACCUUCUGGCAGUGAAGAAAAAACAAGAAACCAAGCGAUCUAUCAAUGAAGAGAUUCACACACAGUUUUUGGACCACCUGCUGACGGGCAUCGAGGACAUCUGCGGACAUUACGGACAUCAUCACUGGAAAGACAAGCUGAACCGCUUCAAUAAGAAGUAUGUGAAGAAGUGUCUGAUUGCGGGGGAGCGUUCAAAAGAACCGCAGCUCAUUGCUUUCUACCACAAGAUGGAGUUUAAACAGGCCAUCGAGCUGGUGGAGAGCGGCGGAGGUUCCAAACUUCCCUCUGCUAUGCCAUCCACCGUAUCCAUGCAAAACAUCCAACCCAAGAAGCCGUCUCAGGAGAGAGCGCUGCCUCAGGUGUCUAAAGCCCGCGAGGAGGAGAUCAGAAAGAUCCUGCGUACAAACCUGCAGAAGACCCGUCUGAGACUGAGGUCGUACAAUCGACACACUCUGGUGGCUGAUCCGGAUGAGGACGGAUGGAAUGAGUUCCUCAUUAAACGCAAGAGGAUGAAGGAUCUGGAAAAGAUGUCACACGUGAAUAAUUACCUCACCGUUCCAGCUCCGCCCCCUGAUUCACCGACCAUCGCACGAGCGCGUCUGGCUUCUGACCCUCAAGCCUGGGUCAUCAAACCUGUGACCGGGGACAUCCCUACCAUCAAGGUCGAACUGGCGUCUCCGCAGUCUCCAGAGUCCGUCAGUGUGGUGGAUGAAUUCAAGAAGAGCAGCUAUGAGCAGGAGGACGAGGACGGGGACGGCCUGGUCAUGAAAGCCACGUCUCUCGUCGCGAAGAAAGACGAGACUGGCGAGGACGACAAAGAGCCGCAGCAGCGUCUGCAGCGGUGUCUGAGCGACCCGGGACCCAGCGCUGAGGAUGAGGAAGAUGAGCCCUUCCUCCCGUGAGCCAGCCGGUGGGCGUUAUUGAGAGGCUGGGGGGUCCAUCAGCUUCCUCUGAGACGCGCGAGACUGACAGAGCGUCUGUAUAUAACACUGAGACGGGAGGACAGAUUUAUUCUGCAGGAAGCCAAAUUGAGGACGUCAGGGAAAGGAAAGAGACGAACCAAAAAGAAAAGAAAAAGGAGCAAUCAAAAUAUUAUUAAUAUUAUCUUCUUCUUUUUUUGAACUCGACACCAUGUCGUAACCAGAAACAGUGUGGCAACAAUAAAAACAUUGAUAAAACAAACGCUAAAAGUUCAACUUCGCUCUGUAUGACCUGUGAGUAUUUUCACAGUAUAUUACCCAGAGUACAUACACAGUGUUAAAUAAUGUGUGAACUCACAAUUAAAAUUUGAAUGAAAUAUGAUCGAAUGCAAAGACGUGAAAGAGUCUUACACGACAGACAUCAGGCUUCAUCUCAAAGCGAUUGUUGGUCAUCCAACGUUUAUUCUCUGUUUGACAUCAAAUUCAGCGUUUCUCAGUUCGAUCUUGUCGCAGCACCUCUGGUUAAGACACGGUGUAGUUUAGUCUUAUUGUGGGAUAGACACAUGAAUGAUGGAGAAGAGAACUAUGCAUUACCAAAGGUUUAAUUUCACACUAGAUUCAGGUUGUUUUUAAAGCAUCGAUUGCCUUCAUUACACUUUUGUGGUUUUUUAGGACAUGAGUUGCCUUGAUUUUUUAUUUUAUCAGGAGUGAAUUAUGUUUUCUGUUUGACCUCGAGGGGUUUUAAACUUCAGGAGCAAUAUAAAACCGGACACGUUAUUGCCUUUGUACAUUUGUCGGACGUGCGCAGGACCAUCAGAAUUAUCCAUCUGAACCACCAGUUUCAUCUGUCGUGAACUGUUUGCUUUUACUUUAUUUAAUGACAAAGAGGAUUUGCGUGGAAUUAUUCUGCUUUCCCUUUAAAAGCACUCAAGUGCUUUGGUCAUGACAACACAGAGAGUGAUCUGAAACUCUAAACGCUGCUUUAAAGGAACAGUUCAUCCCAAAACAAAUAUUCUGUCAUUAUUUACUCGCUUUCAACCCCGUAUGCUGUUUUUUAUUGCAGGAGACGUUUAAGAAUUAAGGUGCUAGCGACGCCAAUAUCAGGCUUUUUAUUCCCUGCGAUCCCAAACACCAAAUGUAAAGCUGACGUGCAUGCAAGAUGCUUUAAAGCACCCAUAAAUGUAAAAACACGUUUUUUUUCAGGGAAAUCAAAUAACGGUAGAUGGGUUUAGAUAUUCAUGAGGGCGAGUAAAUAAUGAAAGAAGUUUCAUCCUGAAUACAUUUGCACCGAGUGAGCUAACGCUGUCCUUCAGAUGAGGAGAUCCAGACAUGUCCUCGUUUCAUUCUGUUAAGUGCAGGACGUUUUAAAAUGAAUUUAUUCAAAAUGUAAUGUAUCCAAAUCUAUUUUGCAUGCACAGAGAGUAGACUAGACUUAUUUUAUUGUGAGCUAUGUUGAGAAAAAGCGAUAUAUUUUACAUGUGAACUCUAAAGAUCCAUUGAUGUCUAUGAUGUGCUUCGGAGUAUUAAUGCUAACAGACUCAGUUAUUUUUCAAACUUUCUGUGCUUGUUUUGCCUUCGUGGAUGCUUCUUUUGCCUUUAAAAUAGAUGUCUGUGUCGCCGAUGCCGGUGCAGUCUCAGGGGCAUGGGAUGGUUUAUGUUGUUCCUGUUUAUUUAACCGGGUCGAGUAUGUCAAUACCGGGUCGAGUAGUCGUGAUGUAAACAAACUUCAGUAUUCACGAGAGUUUUCAUUUCACAUUAUCUUUUGUUCUUGAAACGGAGCUACGCACCACUAUAAUACUAAUACCAAAAAGAGGAGUGUGGAGAAAAAUGUCAUUUAAAUGAUCUUUUGCAUUGACUGCGCUGGAUUUUGGAGAGAAUCUAGAGUAGAAUUGAGCUAAAUGCCUUUUUAAAAUGUGUUAAAUAGAGCUGAAACACUUGACAAACACUCGGUAGAGGGGUGUGGAUUAUGCAGACGUGUGUAAACAACACAUUUAAAUUCAGUGGAAAUGUGCAGGUGUGGAUGGUGUGGAACGGCCCUCCGGCUCGUUCUGGAGUUGGUUUUGAAUGCGGGUGUUCUGACUAUUAAUAAGUGUGGUUAUAUAUUGGUUUUGCAUUUCGGCUCGUCUGAUCUUAUUUUCCUAUUCUUUUUAUAUAGCUCAGUCUUGAGUUGAGAUUUUUCUUAUGUUCACUUAAUGCCUGUCUGUGAGGCGCCUCGGAAAACAUCAUUUACUUGAUAUUUGAUUUAUAACAGCUUUAUUUUGCCUUCAGUUGCCUUUUGAGUUUGUUUUUACAAAUGAACGUUUUGUGUUUACAUUGUUUUUUGUGUGUCUGUUGUGCUGUAAGAUGAAGCUGCUGUGUGUUCAUCUAUAGACCAGUGCGGGUGUUGAAUGCUGAUUACAAAAUCUUCAAUCUUCCAGAUGCUUCAUAUGACCGUACAUGCUCUUUAUUUCUCAUAUCACUGCUUAUUGUUUUUGCAAGAAGGAUCUCACAGUUCAUUGCAUGAGCUCCUUGUUCUUUUUUUGUUUGUUUGUAUUUUUAGUAGGAAGUGAUGUAAAAUGCAGACGAAGGUACAAAUGUGCCUGUGUUUCGUGUUAAUACUAGUCCUGAUUGUGCUUACUGCAUUCUGACAAGCAAAAAACAAAUGAUGUGAUCUAAUCCUGAACUUUAUCUUCAGUUUCAGAGUUUAUUCAUAGGGUGACCAUUAGGGUUUUUUAUUGGUUGUGGAUUAUUCGUGAUGAACUGGGUUUUAAAGGUUGUGUAUUAUUUCUGUGCUACUAUAGCGGCACCAAAUGGAUUAUAAAUAACUAAACUAAAGAAAAGUUCAGACAAAGUUUGAAUGUUGACUUGACAAAGCUGUGCCAGAAAAAUGUUUGAAAAGCCCUGAAGUUAAAAAGUUUUCUUGGUCAUGGAUAGAUGGGAAUGUUCGUCGAGUGAAAGCUUUAGGAGUUUAACUUGGAGGACAUUUUGUUUUGUAGUUAAUAAGAAUUUAACUCUGAAAUGUACUUUCUUUAUAUUUUUUAUUUAAAUUCAUUCAAAUGUUCGUGAAUUUUGUUCUGUUUUCCCAAGGACACCAAAUACACAGUAGAGAAGGUGUUUGCAUGUGUGAAAGGCUUAAGGGUUUUGGUUCGUGUGCAGUAUGGUAACUGUUGGCUUGUUUUCUCGGUGUUCCUUUAGACCUUGAAGACAUGUCAUCUCUUGUCUGUGUUACUCUUCAUUCAGUCUGGAGGCAAAAGCACUUUAUCAUAACAGAACCUUUAAACCAUUUAAAAUAUAGCAAUAACUAAAGCCAUUCUGUGUGAAUAUAUGGUGAACUCGGAUGAGGACGGCAGGUGUUUACUGACGGCGUCGUUGUGUUUGGGUUUACUGAUGUGCUUUCAGCGUGAUGUUUGCCUAUUCUGCCGUUUAAGUAGCCCUCUUUUGACUGGACUCGACUGAUAAUGUGCGUAUAUUCUCCAUCAAAUAUUUAUUUUAUAUACAAUGGGAAAUAAAAUCUAUAUCAAAAUGUAAGCGAAUGUGACACUUCACUGUUUUGUGGCCUGUAGCUUCAGCACUUCAUUGCAUUCUGACAACUAACAAACAGUUUUUGUCCUGGAAGAUAAAGCGAAUAAAGUUCAUUUGCUAAAAGAAUGAUAUUUACCCUUCCAUUUAUUUCAUUGUAUGUUCAUUGUACUGGUUUAUAUCUGAACUGGUGCUUCAGAUAUAAACCAGCGGAGAGAGCCCAUGUUUCACCAGUCGAUGUGUGACGCACAUACUUCUCCACCCUGACCUCAUCUGUUUUAUGAGCUGUUGUAUUGCAAGGGCUGCAGAAUUGGGUUGCAGAUUUUUUUGUGUGUUAUGUUUACCCUACGAAAUUCUGAAGAUGAACAGUAAAAAUAACACAUAAAUACUAAAUAUAUGAAAAGCUUCAAACAUUACAUUUUUUAUAAUGUUUCGCACUAUUACAAUUAGAUUUUGAGCCUGACAAAGGCAUUCAACAUUUAUGUACUGUAAUCUACUUUAUUUUUUGUUCAUUUAAUGUUGAAUAAUGGAUUAUUUAUU
This is a messenger RNA of Triplophysa rosa, 7390 nucleotides long. It is a transcript of the gene slc9a1a, whose product is annotated as solute carrier family 9 member A1a. Gene Ontology annotation, molecular function: sodium:proton antiporter activity. Lineage: Eukaryota; Metazoa; Chordata; Actinopteri; Cypriniformes; Nemacheilidae. The transcript has 12 exons. Gene Ontology annotation, cellular component: membrane. Gene Ontology annotation, biological process: proton transmembrane transport; sodium ion transport; regulation of pH. The record is from RefSeq and is a predicted model, not a curated record. Bases 1016 to 3334 code for a protein of 772 amino acids.